Molecule: messenger RNA, 528 nt
Organism: Sphaeroforma arctica JP610
Lineage: Eukaryota; Ichthyosporea; Ichthyophonida
Exons: 1
Source: RefSeq, a predicted model, not a curated record
AAGUUUGGAGGAGGCAAACAUGAAUUUGUGUCAGACUGGAACCCAGUGAGACUUGAAGUCCACAAUAGCAGAGAUUGGAUUGAUAAAGAUGUUCAUUACAAUGCUACACGCAACGCUGAUCUGGAUGUCAUAUUGCAGCAAUUCUUUACGGAAGAAACCAGCAGUAUAUUCCAUCAGUCGGUGCCAUCAGAACUUGUGUCUACGGAAUGGAGCAUGGUAUAUGCGCUGAUAAACAGUAAAACUAUAAAAAUGGUGCUGGUGAAUCCCACUGCACAGUUGAAGGUACUAGCUGAGGCGAUUGCAUCAGAUCAACAGUUUAAGCUAAUGUAUUUCAAGGAAUACAUGGCAAAUAUAUUUAAAAGAAUCUUGGCAAAAUGCUGGACAGGAUUGUUGGAAGAUAAUGCUUCAAUGGUCGGUAUAGAAGACUGGUGUCUUACUGGUACCAUGGAAGUGGCCACGGUACUAGCUCGGGUAAAACAAGCUAAUGAGGCCAGUGCCGUGACAACGCAAAAAAGACUCAACACUUAG